This is a messenger RNA of Chenopodium quinoa (quinoa), 1656 nucleotides long. RefSeq lists its product as uncharacterized. The coding region runs from base 162 to 1394 and encodes 410 amino acids. The transcript has 2 exons. Lineage: Eukaryota; Viridiplantae; Streptophyta; Magnoliopsida; Caryophyllales; Amaranthaceae. The record is from RefSeq and is a predicted model, not a curated record.
CUCGUGUAUAUAUAUUGAUCAUUAAUCAAUGAGAAAGGCACGGUGAAUAUUCUCAUAUUCUAUUAUGGUAUCACGAGCUUAGGUUUUUCGAUCCGAAACCCUAGUUCUCUUUCCGCUCUUCUUCUUCUUCCCCUGUUCUUUUCUUGUUCGGCUGCUACUCCAUGGCCGACACUCAGAAGCUUCACCCUGCCACUCUCGUCACUAACAUCAAAACCUGCAUACCUAUUGUACUGGACUAUGAUGGCACCCAAUACAAUACUUGGUAUACCUUAUUCGAACUCCAUUGCCGCACGAAUUUGGUACUCGAUCAUAUUAAUCCCCCUGUUGUUGAUGACAAGGACUCUGAAGUUUCUGAGAAUGCUCAAACUGCUCAAUGGCAGCGACUUGAUGACAUCGUUCGUCAAUGGAUUUACAAUACUAUCUCCACUGACCUUCUUAAUUCCAUAAUCGAUCCUGAUGAAAAGGUCAUUGAUGCGUGGAACCGAUUGAAGGAGUUUUUCCCCAAUAACAAGUCAACUCGGGCAUUACAUCUUGAUGCGCAAUUCACCAACACCAAGCUCGAUCAAUUCGAUGGUGUCAAACCCUAUUGUACUCGCCUCAAAACCUUGGCUUAUAGUUUGAGGAAUGUGGGUGACAAAGUCUCAGACAAUAGGAUGGCGCUUCAACUCUUGAAAGGGCUCUCGGAGGAAUACAAGCCCUUUCGCACUUCGGUACGGCAUCUCAAUCCUCUGCCUUCUUUUGAUACCUUGCGUUCGAUGCUCGAACUUGAGGAGCAAGGCAAUGCCGCUGAUAUUGCUGUUGACUCCCAUGAGGAAGCCCAUGUCUCGCAAUCACCUUCCAUGAUUCCAAAAUCAGGCGGAGAACAAACCCAAUCAUCUGGGAACUCUCGGGGUUCUACACCUCGUAAUGGUGGUCGUAAAAAUAACAAGGGCAAAGGGAGUGGACACGGUAAAGGGAAAUCUGCCGCCGCCGGCCACGGUGGUCGAAACGCCCAGCCGCAACAACAACAGCACCACAACGGCAGCAACUCGUCGCAGCAACAGCAGGGGCAAGGAUGGAUGUUCCCUCCUCAAACACCAUAUUGGGGAUACUGGACUAAUCCUCCUUGGCAGACUCCACCCUGCCCGUACCCCAGUCAGGGCCCAGGCCCAAUUCCCUGGUCACCAAGGCCGAAUCAGCCAUAUACUCAAGGAGUCCUUGGGCCUCGUCCCCAGCAGGCCUACGCUAUGACAGGUCCUCCGUCUUCUUCUUCGGGUUGCACACCGACCAACAUCGACCAAGCAAUGCAUACUAUGUCUCUUACUGACCCGAGCUACUAUAUGGAUAUAGGAGCAACAUCCCAUAUGUCGAACUCACAAGGGUUUGCAGACGGGGAGCAAAAUAGUGAGAUGUAAUAGCAGUGACGAUCUCUAUCCCUUCUUCACCGAUCGUCACCUCAUUUCCACUUCACAUCCGUCAGCUUUUACGAUUGUGUCUCCUAGUGUGUGGCAUUCCCGUUUAGGCCAUCCGGGAAAUGUCAUUCUUAGCUCUUUGCGUAGUAAUAAUCUCAUAAAUUGUAAUAAGGCUUCUAAACAUGUUUGUCAUUCUUGUCCUUUGGGAAAAUUAAUGAAAUUGCCUUUUUAUGAUUCUAUGUCUCAUACUACGAUGCCUUUUGAU